This is a messenger RNA of Filobasidium floriforme, 492 nucleotides long. RefSeq lists its product as uncharacterized. NCBI's taxonomy places the organism in Eukaryota, Fungi, Basidiomycota, Tremellomycetes, Filobasidiales, Filobasidiaceae. The coding region runs from base 1 to 492 and encodes 163 amino acids. The record is from RefSeq and is a predicted model, not a curated record. The transcript is spliced from 2 exons.
AUGCUUUGGACCUUGGUGGCAGGCUGCGCCGGACUUAAAGAAGCUUUUCUUGGAGCAGUCUCGUCUUUGUCCUUGCGUCCCAACAUCACGAAGAUUGUCGAUGUCAUUGUCGUCGAGCAAUCGACCGCCGCUGUGGCCAUGGAUACCAAGAUUCACACCGAAGAUCCCAACCGUCCCUGUGUCAAGCGGUGUGGCCGACUGGUCCCCAUCUUUUGCAAGGGAUAUGACAUCCACAAAAACCUGGAAUGCUUUGAAUAUUGGCAAAACAGCGGAGCGUCACCCAAAACUAUCGCCGUGGCCUACAAGGCCAAUAGAACUAGUAUCCAAGACGUCCUCAAGACCUACGAGGAUGGGAAGACAGCCUCGCCUGGCAAACAAGAAUUCCACAAGGAGGGGCUGCAAUAUUGGCAAGAGAUCCACAACAUUCACGUCCCAGCCUAUCUGAGUGUUAUGGCAUCCGCGGUACGCGUACCGAACACCCGCGUCGGGUAG